AUCUUCUCUCGUACGCCUGCCAAGGUAAAAUUACAGUUGAACACAGUUCCAGGCGGCCCCAGAGUUGCACAACCAAAAGCAUUCGCAUCGGAGUGCGGCAUAAGGGGAGGUGGUACCAGCAGGCUAUAUGCUCUACCUCCCACCCACCCACUCGCACACAUUGGCAUUGGCGAUUGCCGAAGCAAGCGUGUUCAGUUCGCCGAAAAAAAAAAAAAACAAGGAAGGAAGCCGAAAGCCAGGCAUGGAGCAGCGGGAGGAAAGAGAAAGUUUCAUCCUCUGGGCAAAGCAAACGCGAGCACGAUGCUCAGUUUCGCGCAGCAGUUGUGAGCAGUCAAGCAGUCAUUCCUUCAAUAUUUCAAUCAAAAUCCAAACAAAGUUCGGCGCUGACGGUCGUGUUCUAGCGUAUUAACGUAUUUAUUAACCAACAGACAGAAACAGUUGCUGUAUUUUCGUAUCUGAGGCUAAGUUUAUUAUUUUGUUGUCCCUGUAUUGUGACCUUUAACUGUAACAAAGAGAACGACCGUCGCGCACCAGAGUGUGACUCCCCGCACUCGCACUUCGAUUUGCAACAAAUUAAAUGUAGUUAAGCAGAGUAAUCUAACGUGUGCGUGCUUUUUUUUUUGCCAUAAAAAUAGAAACGAAGAACAAUAGUUUUAGUGCAGAAAUCAUCUAAAAGUGUGCCAGAACAAAAGAGUGAGGCGGAGCGGCAUUGCGGAGGAGUUACGUCAAAAGGAGUCACAGCGGCAACAACAAACCGACCGCCUGGGCACCCAAGACCAGAAACUGUGAAAGAACCAGACUAAGAGGCGAGGAAGGUGGUGAAGGAGAGGAGAGCACAAACUGCCUUUGGCGGCGGCGUCGCCGUUACUUUUCUGUUGUUGUUUCAUUUCCGUUACGUUCUCUUGCUUUUUUUUGUGCUCUGUUAUUUUCCAUUUUUUUUGUUGUUUUUUGUUGUUGUUGUUGUUGGUAAGCCGGCUUUGUCUGAGAGCGGAGGAGUGGAGAGAGCGCCGAGUCCUGCAGAGCGGAGGAGCGGCGGCAGCAGACGGCAGACUGGUGCGUGCAACGAUAAAGUAAAGGCAAACGACGGGCGGACAAACGUAACACAGCGGAAACGGGAACGGCACGGUAACGGGAACACCAACGCUUAUGUAAAGCGUAAUAUGGAAGCAUGUCGUCCACGUCCAGCUCCGUGCUAACGUUGUCAUCGUUCAAUCUAUUAUUUUUCACCCAAGUGCUCACGGUGCUCAGCUCCACGAUUAAAUACAACGAAUACGCAACGGACAAGGGCGGCAAUGUCAGCAUACCCUGCAUCGCCCAGGGCAACAUCAUGUGGGUGAAAGAACAUGGCAGCAACAGCACAAUAGUCCAGACGGGUCGCCUCUUGGUGCUGCGAAAUGUGAGCACAUCGGAUGCUGGCAUUUAUGUGUGCUUUGCCACAACCACAACGACAAGAGCAACAGCCACAAGCCCAGCGACAACUACCUCACCGCGACUGGAGAAUGAGGAGGAGGAGCAGCAGCAGCUGCCAGAGGAGGAAACCGCAGCCGCAGCCGCAACCACAACACAACCCAAAGAGCAGCAGCAGGAGGAGGUGGAGGAGGAGCUGAAGUAUCAGGCAUACCAGCGCACAAAGCUCACGGUACGCACUGUGCCCGGCCCCGUGACGCAGCUGUACUUCAAGGCAUCCACCAUACUGGGCUUUCUCAUCUGGCGCUUCAACAAAACGCAGUCGGGCGGCUAUCCCGUGCGCAGCUUCACGGCCGAAUACCGCAAUGUCUCGUACAGCCAGCCGCCGGCAAAUGCCAGCUUCGAGCACGCCUGGAUCCGCAUGGAUCCCAUCAAUAUAGCAUUCAAUGUGCGUCAAAUGGAGGUGUAUCGUUUGGCGCCAAACACCACCUAUGAGUUCCGGAUAUGGGCCAACAAUGAGCUGGGCAGCGGCGUGGUGGUAACCACCAAUGUCACCACCCUGCCAGAGACCAAGGAAGAGGAUCUCAUACGCCUUAUUAAACCCGACCUAGACAAUUUUGAUCCACGCAUUUGGAUAGUGGCCGUCAGUAUAGUGCUCGGAACACUUGUGAUAUUAGCCAUUGGACUCUGCAUUGUGCUCUCCAAGGAGUGCUACCAAGCAUCGCAAAUGGAACUGCAAGAUGGUUGGGAUAGCAUUGAGCUUAUACCGAAUAUAAUACUUAAUCCCGGUUUCAGCGAAUCGGAUGGCGGCGGUGCUGCUGGUGGGAACGAUGAGAACGAUGCCGAAGCGGAAGCGGCUGCCGAAGCGGAGGAGGAGGCACGAGUGCGAUUUACACGCACCAUUAUCUUUGGCCAGAAGCCACGACCCAGUCGCCUGCAUCCCGUUGGCCAUCCGCAACAUCGUCCGCCGCCACCAAUGGUGGUCUUUGAUGAUGAUGACGAUGACGAUGAGGAGGAUCACGAGCCCACAAUGGAGAGAUUUAAGCGCAAAGUUUCGGUAUUUUUUACAGGUCCCACCAUCAAGCGUAUUUGAGAGUACAAACACUUACCACAUAGGUUGUUGCCACAUUGCGGUUUGAUCUCGGAUUGUUAUUAGAGCUUACCACACUAGUUACAGUUAACGGGUGCAUACAGUUUGAUUUCAUUUCGGUUUCCUCCGUGCUUCAGAGACGAGCUAAGCGCUUUCCAAUAUCUGAUUUGGUUUGCUUUUCCGAAUCACCACACACGACACACACCACACCACACCACAACACGCCACAAAUAUCUAGAAUAUAUACACUAACUUAACUAUAACUAUAACUAAACUAAACUAAACUAUACUAAAGAAAACAAGUAUAUUGCUGUGAUACCAAAUUCAAUUGAACGGAAAUUGUAAGGAUUUACCAAUAACGAACGUAUAAUUAUUCAUGAAUUUGCUGAAGCUACCAACAAACAAAAAACAGUUUUCAAUUUCUGCCUAGUUAAAUGCCAUCACAGCCAUCUUUUCAAUUUAUAUAGAGAACAAACAAAAACAAAAAAAAGCCAACCAAAGUUUUGCUUUAAGCUCCUAACUAUUCCUUUGGCUGAGAUCCGUUUCUGCUCAGUUCUUGGGUUCCACGAUUCUGAGAUCUCAGAUCUCGGAUUCCCAACCCGAUUGCAUGGCAGAACGGUUCUCUCGUAGUCGUAACCAGACUUGACUGUACCACUCGACUAUAUAGGCUUUCCGACUCUGACUCGUUGUUGUUAGUUUUUUUCGUUGUUAGUUUUUUCGUUGAUUUGUUUUGUUUUGUUGUUCGAAUGAUUCAACAAACUGUGAAACAAUUUUAUAAUUGAGCAAAUAUUUUGCACUGUAGAGCGCACCAAAUGAUAAUCGAUUCUAAUUAUCGAUUGUCGAUAUAUUCGAUAUACAUACAAGUUUGAUAAACAUUUUGAAAUAAAUGGCAAAAUGCCACGUGCUUUAGUUUUCGGCCUCACAAGCUACUGUAAUUCAAUUGAAUAAAAGAUAUUAUGAUAAAUCCAAUGAAUAAACUAAACCCAAUAUAUACAUACCUAGCUAUAGAAUUAUUAAACAUGCUAUUGUAGCUGGGAAAAUAAUUAAAUUAAAUUAAAUAUAUUCGUUUCCCAGGGGGCAAAAAAAAAACCCAAAAAAGAAAAGCUGCUUCCACACACACAGUAAACUCUAACCACAGAAAUGGAGAGGAAAAAAAACAAUGAAAUUGUUCUAAAAUACAUAUAAAAUCAAAAUGAAUUGUUAAACAAGCGAUUAAAUAGUGUAUAUACCGAUAUGAAAAUAUACCAUACAUAUAUAGCGAAAUAUAUACACAUAUGUAUAUUUAUAAUGGGGGAACAUGUACAUGUAUAUAGAGGUUUUUGGGGUGGGCUAAAUCUUAAGAAAGACUGUAGCUAACAUUUAAGACACUUUGGCCUGCGCUUUUACGAAAUGUUUUUGAAGGCGGGCCGCCGCUGCCUUGGCCCGAACAUACUCGUAUGUAUUUUCGUUUUGCAUUGAUCUGCUAGAGCUACCAAACAAAUAAAACUACAACAAAAAAAGAUAAGAAAAGAAAACCUAUUAGAAAUAAUAUUUCUAACAAUUCGGAAUGUGCACUUAACUAAAAGAACUAACUAAAACUAAAGCUAAAACUAAAGCUAAAACUAAAACAAAACCAAACUCAAGCAAAAUAAAUAGCAUAAGUUCAUGGCUACGCUCUGAUCCUAACUCUUGGCUGUAUUUCUAGUUGUUAUUAUUGCUUCAGGGUUGAGCAUCAUAUGGCAUAUUGUUAGCCCACAGAAAACCCCUAAUUCCUAAUCCCUAAACCACGCCUGAGAUCUUCUUUUGUAAGCCAAGGCAAUGCAAUCGAUGGAGCUGCACAACACCCGGACACCCCGACACCUG
Molecule: messenger RNA, 4339 nt
Organism: Drosophila obscura
Lineage: Eukaryota; Metazoa; Arthropoda; Insecta; Diptera; Drosophilidae
Exons: 6
Coding region: 1169-2500 (443 amino acids)
Molecular function (GO): protein binding
Source: RefSeq, a predicted model, not a curated record